Messenger RNA from Pecten maximus, 1743 nucleotides. RefSeq lists its product as uncharacterized. Bases 1 to 1743 code for a protein of 580 amino acids. NCBI's taxonomy places the organism in Eukaryota, Metazoa, Mollusca, Bivalvia, Pectinida, Pectinidae. Gene Ontology annotation, biological process: negative regulation of protein sumoylation. The transcript has 2 exons. Gene Ontology annotation, molecular function: calcium ion binding. The record is from RefSeq and is a predicted model, not a curated record.
AUGGUCGUCAAGACAACACCAUCAAAGAGGGUUAUGAGAACGGGUGUCAAGGCAGCACCAUCAAAGAGGAUCUAUGAGGAUAGGUGUCAAGGCAACACCAUUAAAGAGGCACCAUUCCUAUUUUCCAAAUUCCUCGGUGUCCCAGUCCUCGGUGUCCCAGCCCUCAAUAUCCCAGUCACCAGUGUCCCCGUCCUCAAUGUCCCAGUCCUCAGUGUCUCAGUCCUCAGUGUCCCAGUCCUUAAUAUCCCAAUCAUCAAUGUCCCAGUCCUCAAUAUCCCAGUCACCAGUGUCCCAGUCCUCAGUGCCCCAGUCCUCAAUGUCCCAGUCCUCAAUAUUCCAGUCACCAGUGUCCCCGUCCUCAAUAUCCCAGUCGUCAGUGUCUCAGUCCUCAGUGUCCCAGUCCUCAAUGUCCCAGUCCUCAAUGUCCCAGUCACCAGUGUCCCAGUCCUCAUUGUCCCAGUCACCAGUGUCCCAGUCAUCAGUGUCCCAGUCUUCAAUGUCCCAGUCAUCAGUGUCCCAGUCCUCAUUGACCCAGUCCUCGGUGUCCCAGUCCUCAGUGUCCCAGUCCUCAAUGUCCCAGUGCUCAGUGUCCCAGUCCUCAGUGUCCCAGUCCCCAGUGUCCCAGUCCUCAGUAUCCCAGUCCUCAAUGCCCCAGUCAUCAGUGUCCCAGUCCUCAAUGUCCUAGUCAUCAGUGUCCCAGUCCUCAUUGUCCCAGUCCUCGGUGUCCCAGUCCUCAAUAUCCCAGUCGUCAGUGUCCCAGUCCUCAAUGUCCCAGUCCUCAAUAUCCCAGUCAUUAGUGUCCUAGUCCUCAGUGUCCCAGUCCUCAAUAUCCCAGUCAUCAGUGUCCCAGUCCUCAGUGUCCUAGUCAUCAGUGUCCUAGUCUUCAUUGUCCCAGUCCUCAAUAUCCCAGUCAUCAGUGUCCUAGUCAUCAGUGUCCUAGUCCUCAUUGUCCCAGUCAUCAGUGUCCCAGUCCUCAGUGUCCCAGUCCUCGGUGUCCCAGUCAUCAGUGUCCUAGUCCUCAUUGUCCCAGUCUUCGGUGUCCCAGUCAUCAGUGUCCUAGUCCUCAUUGUCCCAGUCCUCGGUGUCCCAGUCAUCAGUGUCCCAGUCCUCAGGGUCCCAGUCAUCAGUGUCCCAGUCACCAGUGUCCCAGUCCUCAAUGUCCCAGUCAUCAGUGUCCUAGUCCUCAGUGUCCCAGUCCUCAAUGUCUCAGUCCUCAGCAUCCUAGUCAUCAGUGUCCCAGUCCUCAGUGUCUCAGUCCUCGGUGUCCCAGUCCUUGGUGUCCCAGUCCUCAGUGCCCCAGUCCUCAAUAUCCCAGUCAUCAAUGUCCCAGUCCUCAAUGCCCCAGUCCUCAGUGUCCCAGUCGUCAGUGUCCCAUUCCUCAAUAUCCCAGUCGUCAGUGUCCCAGUCCUCAAUGUCCCUAUCCUCAAUGUCCCAGUCCUCAGUGCCCCAGUCACCAGUGUCCUAGUCCUCAGUGUCCUAGUCAUCAGUGUCCCAGUCCUCAGGGUCCCAGUCCUCAAUGUCCCAGUCCUCAAUAUCCCAGUCCUCAAUGUCCCAGUCCUCAAUAUCCCAGUCGUCAGUGUCUCAGUCACCAGUGUCCCAGUCCUCAGUGUCCUAGUCAUCAGUGUCCCAGUCAUCAAUGUCCCAGUCCUCAAUGUCCCAGACAAUAUACCAGACGUGCAUUGGUAUUUUAAACGUCACUUAUUUCACGACGACCAUGGUUUAAUUAGGCAAACACUGUGCUGA